CGAAAGGAACCAGCCGAGAUUACCGAGUGUCCUGCAAACAGGACUAACUGCUGCCGAAACAUGUUGCGCCUCCUGCUGCUGCCCCUCUUCCUCUUCACGCUGUCCAUGUGCAUGGGCCAGACCUUCCAGUACUCCCGCGGAUGGACCAACGGCAAGAGGUCCUUCAACGCCGCAUCUCCACUCCUGGCCAACGGCCACCUCCACCGGGGCAGCGAGCUGGGACUCACGGAUCUCUACGACCUGCAGGAUUGGAGCAGCGAUCGCAGGCUGGAGCGCUGUCUGUCGCAGCUUCAACGUUCUCUGAUUGCCAGAAACUGUGUCCCGGGUUCGGACUUCAAUACUAACCGAGUAGAUCCGGAUACCGAGAACAGCCUCCAUCCCAGACUGAGCAACAUUAAUGGCGAGAAUGUGAUGUACUCCAGUGCCAACAUCCCCAACAGACAUCGCCAGUCGAACGAACUCCUAGAGGAGCUGAGUGCCGCUGGAGGAGCUUCCGCCGAACCAAAUGUGUUUGGAAAACAUUAGCCACGAUACAUUCGAUGUGAAACCUAUUGUUAAACUAGCAAAAAAUGCUACA
Messenger RNA from Drosophila mauritiana, 577 nucleotides. Its product is annotated as pro-corazonin. The record is from RefSeq and is a predicted model, not a curated record. Gene Ontology annotation, biological process: positive regulation of heart contraction. Bases 61 to 525 code for a protein of 154 amino acids. Gene Ontology annotation, molecular function: corazonin receptor binding. The transcript is spliced from 2 exons. Lineage: Eukaryota; Metazoa; Arthropoda; Insecta; Diptera; Drosophilidae.